This is a messenger RNA of Ichthyophthirius multifiliis, 1428 nucleotides long. RefSeq lists its product as hypothetical. The record is from RefSeq and is a predicted model, not a curated record. Gene Ontology annotation, cellular component: cytosol. Gene Ontology annotation, molecular function: 3',5'-cyclic-GMP phosphodiesterase activity. NCBI's taxonomy places the organism in Eukaryota, Ciliophora, Oligohymenophorea, Hymenostomatida. The transcript has 6 exons.
AUGGGUAUUUUCGAAGAAAUAAAACCAGCUUUCGGUUCUAAAAUUCCUUAUUUUAAUUAUACAGCAUUAUAAUCUCCUUUUGAACCCAAUAAAUCAUAAGGAUUUAUUUUAUGGAUAAACGGAAGAGUUGGUUUAAUAGAUCCUCCUAUAUUUACAACAAAUUAUUUAGAUAAUGCCUAAAUACCUUAAAAUUUAAUAGAUUGGGUAAUUCUUACUAACUGUCAUUCUGAAUGUGAUAUGGGAGUACUUUAAAGAUUUGUAGAAUCAUCAAGAAUGGAAAUAAUUACAACUUCGACAAUUAUUAAUUCAUUUAUAAAUAAAUAUUCUAAAAUGGUAUAAAUUAAUAGUUAAUUAUUAAGAAGAUUAUUUAAAUUUAAACCAGUAGUAAUAGGAGCUCCUAUUAAUUUAAAUGGAUGUAUAAUAAGAUUUCAUUAUAACUUUCAUGUUAUUCCAUGUAUUGGUUUUGAAAUAAAUAAUUAAAAUAAUUCUAUUUAUUUUUCAGGAUAUUGUUUUUAUGAUCCUAAAAUAUUAUCUUAAAUUAAUUAAAAAUAAAUUAUUACGUAAAAAAGAUUAGAACUUCUUGCUAAUACCAAAUUUAUACAUAAUAUAAUUCUUUUUGAUGGCUGUAAUCCUUUUUUAAGUACUCCUUUAAAUAUAAUAGCAAGUUUACCGCCCUAAAUAGUCUAAAAUAUUUACCUUAUAUAUAAUAAUGAUAAUUAAUAAAAUAAUUAUUCUUAAUAAUUAAAAAAAGUUUAAGUAAAUUUAAAUAAAUAUUCUAUUUUAAUAUUUUAUAUAUUUAAAUAAAAAAAAAAGAUAGGAAUCUAAUAUACGAAUUAUCAAGAAAAUGAUUUAAUUGUAAAAAAAAUAAAAUCAGUCGAUUAUAUGACAAAACUUGAUAUUCUUUCAUAAGUAGAUGUAUUUGAAGGAAUUUCGUUAAAAAAUUUAAGAGAUUUAAUAGAUAUUUCUAAUGAAGAAUUUUUUAUUAAAGAUUAAUAUGUUAUAAAAUAAGCUACAUAAGGGAUUAAAUGGUAUAUAAUUUUGAAAGGAUCUGUAAAAGUUUUCAGUGAAAAAAAGAUGUUUGAAGAUCGUAUUUUUUCUGUUGGUGAAUAUUUUGGAGAAUCAGCACUUUCUUUAGAAAAUAAAUCUGGUUUUUCAUAAAGAAGAAUGGCUAGUGUAUAAGCACUUACUGAUUUACAUUUACUUACUCUUGAAAAAUAGGACUUUUGGUUCGCUUUUGGAGAAGGAAAAGAAAGAUGGUUUAUAGGAGAAAUUUAGGCUAUGGUUAAUGAAACUGAACAUACUACAUCUUUAUAGGCUACAGGAUAUGAAUGUGAAUAUUUUAGAAUUGAUAGAAAUGAUUUAAUUGGAUUUUUAAGAAGAAAUCCGGGAUUAUUUUUAACUUUUGGUGAUUAAAAAUAUUUUAAUUGA